AUGCCAAAGAAUAAAGGAAAGGUCACACUCUCCCAUGGUGGAAAGAAUCGCAGACGUGGAAAGAACGAAAACGAUGACGACAAGCGUGAAUUAGUCUUCCGUGAAGAUGGACAAGAAUACGCACAAGUAACGAAGAUGCUUGGUAAUGGUCGUCUCGAGGCAAUGUGCUUUGAUGGGGAGAAGAGGCUGGCCCACAUUCGUGGUAAGAUGCGAAAGAAGGUGUGGAUCAACCAGGGAGACAUUGUACUCCUUUCUCUGCGGGACUUCCAGGAUGACAAGGCAGAUGUCAUUGUUAAGUAUACGGCUGAUGAGGCAAGAAAUCUAAAGGCCUACGGCGAGCUGCCAGAGAAUGCAAAAAUCAACGAGACAGAUACCUUCCCCGAGGAGGAUGGAGAGUGUACUUUUGAAUUCGGCGACGAAGGGGAGGUCGAUAUCGACGACAUUUAA
This is a messenger RNA of Suillus subaureus, 447 nucleotides long. RefSeq names its product eukaryotic translation initiation factor 1A. Lineage: Eukaryota; Fungi; Basidiomycota; Agaricomycetes; Boletales; Suillaceae. The record is from RefSeq and is a predicted model, not a curated record. The coding region runs from base 1 to 447 and encodes 148 amino acids. The transcript has 5 exons. Gene Ontology annotation, cellular component: cytoplasm. Gene Ontology annotation, molecular function: RNA binding; translation initiation factor activity. Gene Ontology annotation, biological process: translational initiation.